GGGACACACUGUCCCAAGUGCCAAAACGGUAGGCUGCCUCUCCCUUUCCAGCUGUGCUUUCUCGACGGUGCGUGUUUGAUCCUUCCAAAUCUACGUCCCACAUCAUCAGAUUCCCUUCCAGUAUCGGACGCUUUUGAGAGUCAAAGUGCCAAUCACCAGCUUCACCACUAACACCCUCGCUUGAUUCAAGUCUUCUGCCUUUUCCUCAUCAAUUACCUUCCGUCAUCCAUCGUUAUCCAUCCUACGGCUUGUUUGCAACCACGAAAACACUCCCACUUCUGACUGAGGAUAUCACCUUCGUCUGUCAGAGGUACGGGUCCCAAAUUCUCAUCCCUGCGACCAUGGCAGUGGCCUCUGCUUUCACUUCGAUCAAGUCCGGAGGAAUCCCCGGCCUCUUCUUCCUCGUUGGCCUUCUCUUUACGUGCGCGUGCCGGUCGUUACGUGCGCAGCAGCUCCCGGGCACUUGGGAGGUGGUGCUGGAGGACGCGGGAAUCGCUUCCAUGCACACUGCCGUGACCCGGUUCGGUACCGUGGUCCUCCUCGAUCGCACCGGCAUCGGGGCCUCCCGCCUACGCCUCCCUCGCAGCCGCUGCCGCAUUGACCCCGGCGACAGCCUCCUCCCCCCAGGCGGCAAGGACUGCUCAGCUCAUUCUGCCCUCCUCGAUCCCUCCUCCCGCCGCCUCCGCCCCCUCUCCGUCCUCACCGACACCUGGUGCUCUUCCGGUCAGUUCCUCCCCAAUGGCACCCUCCUCCAGUCCGGCGGCGACCUCGACGGCCUCCGCAAGCUCCGCGCCUUCUCCCCCUGCCCCUUGGCCGGCUCCUGCGACUGGUUGGAGCUCGACUCACCGCUCCUCGCCGACGGUCGAUGGUACGCCACCAACCAGAUCUUACCCGACGGCUCUGUCGUCAUCGUCGGCGGCCGCGCCGCCCCCUCUGUCGAGUUCUACCCGCCGUCCCGCCCCCUCCGCAAUUUCCCCUUCCUCGCCACAGCCGAGGACGCCCAGAUGGACAACCUAUAUCCCUUCGUCCACCUCCUCCCCGACGGCCGCCUCUUCGUCUUUGCUAACGCCCGCUCCAUCCUGUACGACGUCGACUCGGGCGACGUCGUCCGCGAGUACCCGGAGCUCGACGGUGGACCCCGGAACUACCCGUCCGGUGGCUCCUCCACUAUGCUCCGUCUCGAUCCGGCCGACGGCUACACGAGGGCCGAGGUGGUAGUCUGCGGUGGGGCUCAGUACGGGGUCUUCCUCCACCGACAGACCGACAUGCCUGCCGCCACAACCUGCGGCCGGAUCUCGGCGACAGACCCGGACGGGGCCUGGGCCGUGGAGGAGAUGCCGUUCCCGAGGGUCAUGGGCGACAUGGUGAUGCUCCCAACGGGAGAGGUGCUCAUCAUCAACGGCGCGCAGGCAGGGUCGCAGGGCUACGAGAUGGGCUCCAACCCGUGCCUGAACCCCGUGCUGUACCGGCCCGACCAACCCGCCGGCCUGCGGUUCAUGAUGCUGACUCCGACAACCAUCCCUCGGAUGUACCACUCCACUGCCAACCUCCUUCCGGACGGCCGCGUCCUCGUGGCCGGGAGCAACCCGCACUACUUCUACCGCUUCGCAGGGGACUUCCCUACGGAGCUCCGUGUCGAAGCCUUUUCGCCCGAGUACCUGGCGGCAGACAAGGCCAGUCUCCGGCCGGUAAUCAAGGCGGCUCCGGAGAGGGUCUGGUACGGGGACGAGUUCGUGAUGGAGGUGGAGGUGCCGCUGCCGCUGGUGGGACUGAUGGAGGUGAACCUGCUGAGCGCGCCAUUCGCCACGCAUUCCUUCUCGCAGGGGCAGAGGAUGGUGAAGCUGGCCGUUUCACCGGCGGUGACGGUGGCGGACGGCGGGGGGGACGGGACGCCCUACAGCUACAGGUUUGGGUGCAAGGCGCCGCCGGACGGGAGGGUGGCGCCGCCGGGGUACUACAUGGCGUUCGCGGUGAACCAGAUGGUGCCAAGUGUGGCUCGCUGGGUCCAGCUGGUGCUUUAAGAAAGUUGCCAUGAAAAGAAUGCUUAUACAGACGAGACUGCAACCUCUUUUCUCCUCGUAAUUAAUUAUGGUCAAAUAGUAGAAUAGUUAAAUGACUUUACUGAACGCCUUUUGUGGUCCUGUAACUAAAGCUUCUGCAGAGUAAAUAUGGAUUCGAUAUAUUGUCCCGAA
This is a messenger RNA of Musa acuminata AAA Group (dessert banana), 2192 nucleotides long. Its product is annotated as aldehyde oxidase GLOX. The record is from RefSeq and is a predicted model, not a curated record. NCBI's taxonomy places the organism in Eukaryota, Viridiplantae, Streptophyta, Magnoliopsida, Zingiberales, Musaceae. The transcript has a single exon. Bases 342 to 2021 code for a protein of 559 amino acids.